AUGGCUCCUUCAAGGAAGAAAACCACGAAAGGCACCAAUAAGAAUUCCCUUAAAAGCAAAAAAGUGGACGCUUUCCUAAAGGACUUUGACAUGGAAGCCGAAACACGCCUGGAGCAGGUCAGCGAGGCUGGUGAGAGUCUCCAGAAGGACAUCAGCAACAUGUACAACAUGGAACUUCUCCGCCUUCCUGUGGCCCUGAGGGAGAUGAACUGGCUCAGUUUCAUUGCUCUAGGAGGAAGUGAGAAGGCUCUGGAGAAAGCCGCCUCGAUGGAUGUGGGCAUCCUGGAAAUAAAAAAGCUGGCCUCUGAGGCUAUUCACACCCCGCUCAAAACUGUCAAGAGAGCCAAGAAAGUCAAAAAGACCAUCGAAACCAUUGGCGAAGAGACGGGGUCGCCGGUGCCGCCCGCAGGCAAGAAGUUCAGGCAGGAGAACGAGGCUGCCGGAGCCCCGGAGCCCGACCCGGAGGCUCUGAACCAGAGACCAAGGAAGGCAAAGACAUCCGCCCAAAAGGCCCGAACAUCCAAGAGAAGCAGGCCUCCCUCAGCCAGGUCUACUCAUUUCAAUAAAAGGUCCAGCAAAGCGAACUUUGCCACCCCGGUCAGCCAGGCCGCCCAGAGCACCACCACCAGGGGCGUCACCCCUGCGGCGACUCCCAAGUUUGACUCCAGCAUUUUCAAAACUCCAGGCUUGCGGGCCCCUGCUGCGCAAGAGCGUGUGUUCAGCAUCUCUGCCCGUGGCAGCCCUCUAGCAGACAGCAAUGAGAUCUUCAUCACGCUUCCUGUGGGCGAAGGGGAGAGCAUCCGGCUGAGAGCCAGCGAGCUCUCCAAGAGGGACCUCCUGUGCCUGAACGCCGACACGCUGGGCAGCGUCAAGAAGAUGUCGACUCAGCUUCUACAUCUCUGUAGCACCAUGAAGAGCCACAAGUGAGCAUCGAUUCUGACCCGCCAGCCCAUGAUUUGGGCUCCUGGAUGGUGAGGGGGGAGCAGGACCCAGCCUGUGGCCGCUCCCUUAGUUUGGUCCUCAGCAGAACCCUCCCAGUCCUGAACGGCUUCUGUAAAAACGUGUUUUCUCCAUGUAAUUAUUAUGAUUAUUAUUAUCGUUUUUAUAAGGGUAGAUCCAGAAAGGUUUCAUGUGGGCACACUCAGGCUUCUUGUGUUCUCGCCCAAGUUGUUUAUAUUACGGUUUCUGGAGUGGCAGAGCGGCAGCCGGGGCGGCUGAGCCGUCCUCAUCCCCAGGGGGUGUUUUGGGGCAGGUGGGGUUUCCGUAGGGCAGGACCAGGGCGCAGCGUCUUCCCUGGCGCUUUCAGCUGCUGGCGGUUCUCUCUCCCAAGCGGUGCCUGCAGCGGAGGUGGCCGCGAUGACUCCUCUCAUGGCCACGAGGGGCAGAGGCUGACCACCCCCAGCCCCCCGGAGGAGCCCUCGCCUUGAGCUUUAAGGAGCCGGCGCUGUUUCCGAAGCUGGCCUGACAGCUGCUGCCCGCCACCAGCCGGCGCCAGAACUGGGGCGCCGUUUCCGCACUUGACACAAGAGAGCCGCUGGGGCUGCCAGCCGGCCGUUGCCCCUCCAUGCCCUGAUGGGGUCCGGAGGGAAGGCGCCUGCCGGAGCGGAACAGCCCUGGAAUGAUCCCAGCGGCGGCUUUGUCGUCCGGGAUUCCUCUCCUCCCGCUGCUGUUCUUGCCUCCUGGCCCCUGCUCUGGGUGU
Molecule: messenger RNA, 1699 nt
Organism: Elgaria multicarinata webbii
Lineage: Eukaryota; Metazoa; Chordata; Lepidosauria; Squamata; Anguidae
Gene: CDCA8
Product: cell division cycle associated 8
Exons: 10
Coding region: 1-927 (308 amino acids)
Biological process (GO): mitotic sister chromatid segregation
Cellular component (GO): chromosome passenger complex; chromosome, centromeric region; spindle midzone
Source: RefSeq, a predicted model, not a curated record